Rana temporaria (common frog) is the source of this 2346-nucleotide messenger RNA. It is a transcript of the gene SUOX, whose product is annotated as sulfite oxidase. The record is from RefSeq and is a predicted model, not a curated record. Lineage: Eukaryota; Metazoa; Chordata; Amphibia; Anura; Ranidae. Gene Ontology annotation, molecular function: molybdenum ion binding; heme binding; oxidoreductase activity. Gene Ontology annotation, cellular component: mitochondrion. Bases 104 to 1789 code for a protein of 561 amino acids. The transcript has 4 exons.
GCGAGAGCCCGCCCACCGACGUCACGGCUCGGUUCGUAUAAUUGGAGGAGCAGAGAGGGAAGCCGGGGAGCUCGGUGAGGACGGUCAGUCGGUACAGUGAGAUAUGAAGAUACUUUAUGGGAUGACAUCAUUGGUGCUACGCAGCCUUACUAGGCCACAAAGGUUGCAGAAGCAGAUGGUGGUUUGGGUACAGAUAUGCUCACAAGAGAGAAGAUAUAAGAGCACAGGAGCAACACCUAGAGCAAAUAACUGGAAAAAGGGUGUCAUCACAGCUGGGGCACUUGUGGGAUUGGGCAGCUUCUUGAUUUAUGAGACACAGCAAAGAAGAGUUGCUCAAGCUGAUUUUGAGGAGCACCCUGUAGCUGGUCACUCUUUCCCCACAUAUACAAGAGAAGAUGUAAAGAAACACAAAGCGCUGGCUGACAGGGUGUGGGUGACAUAUGCAGGAGAAGUGUUUGACAUCACUGAUUUUGUAGAGUUGCAUCCUGGAGGAGACCGAAUCCUAUUGGCAGGUGGAGGAGCUUUAGAACCUUUCUGGGCUCUUUAUGGUGUGCACAAAAGUGAGCAUGUUCUGGAAAUUCUGCAGGAGUACAAAGUGGGAGUACUUGAUUCAAAUGACAAGGAAGAGGUGUCAGACUUAUCUGAUCCCUAUUCCCAAGAUCCAUCUCGACAUCCUGUUCUAAAGAUCAACAGUGCAAAACCAUUUAAUGCUGAACCUCCUCCAGAAAUUCUCACUGAGCAUUAUAUCACUCCAAAUGAGCUAUUCUUCAAGAGGAACCAUUUACCCGUGCCUAACCUAAAUCCUGAUGAAUACCAAUUGACUAUAGAUGGACCCCAUGGAACAAAUCGGGAAACGCCACUGAAAUUGUCCCUUAAUGAUCUGAAAACAAAAUUUCCUCGACAUGAGGUUAUUGUUACCCUGCAGUGUGCUGGAAACAGACGCUCUGAGAUGAGUGCAGUAAAACCAGUCAAAGGACUAGACUGGGGUAUAGCAGCUAUUAGUAAUGCUGGAUGGGCAGGUGCACUGCUAAGAGAUGUAUUAUUAGAUGCUGGAUACACAGAGGACACACCUGGAGCUCUACAUGUGCACUUUGAAGGAUUGGAUAAAGACUUAACGGGGACAAAAUAUGGAGCUUCCAUCUCCUUUCAACGUGCAAUGAACAAGCAAAAUGAAGUGCUGCUUGCUUACGAAAUGAAUGGGGAGCCAAUUCCCAAAGACCAUGGCUUUCCUUUACGGGUUAUUGUUCCAGGAGUAGUGGGUGCUCGCAAUGUAAAGUGGCUGGGUCGAAUAUUGGUGAGCACAGAAGAGAGUUCUAGCCAUUGGCAGCAGAAUGAUUACAAGGGAUUUAACCCAUCUAUAGACUGGGAUACAGUGGAUUUUAAAUCUUCCCCUUCCAUACAAGAGCUGCCUGUGCAGUCUGCAAUUACAGAGCCAAAGGCUGGGCAAACAGUUACUCCAGAUUCUGAUAAUAAAGUGACUGUUAAGGGUUAUGCCUGGAGUGGAGAUGGGAGAGAGAUUGUGCGAGUAGAUGUGUCUCUUGAUGGAGGGAAGACCUGGAACGUGGCAGAGUUAUAUGGGGAGAAGCAGAAGGAAGGACAGUCAUGGGCAUGGAAACUAUGGAAGCUGGAGGCCUCUCUACCCACUGAAGACAAAGAAGUAACAAUUAUUUGCAAAGCUGUUGACAGCAGUUACAAUGUGCAGCCUGAUACAGUGGCACCAAUAUGGAACUUGCGUGGUGUACUAAACAAUGCUUGGCACCGUGUGCAUGUCUCUGUUCAUAGAGAUUAGCAACAAACAUAUACUGCCUAGAAGUUUUCUUCUAUUUCCUGCCUAGAAAUUGCAUCAAUUACUAGUCUAGGAGGACUUGGGUGGGUGGCCUUAACUGAAAGCCUUAAAGUGGUACUCUAGCCAAAACCACCUGUUUUGGGUCAAUGGGAAGGUUUUUUAUGUGCACAGUGAGAAAGUUCUUUGGUCACUAAGGGGCGAUCUCUACAACAAGGGCAGACAGCAUAGCAGCCAUCUAAUCUCCUAAAUGCUAGUUGCCUGGCUAUUAUGUUGGACAACUCUGCAUCGCUGGCAAGGACUAAUUUCCAAACCUGCAUACCUGUUUUAGACCAGGGGUUCCAAGUAUUGAAGACCAUGUAUUAGCCUAACAUCUAGCAGAAGUUGGCAUUGUCGGCCCUCCAUAUUUCAUCCAUGCCAUGUUUUACUUUAAAACUUCCUAACUACCCAAUACAAAAUGUUUUUUGACUGAGCUUCCUCUUUUUUUAAAUGAGCCAUCAAAGCCUUACUAGGGAUGAAUACAUAAUAAUGGGCUAUUCAGUUGAAUAAACACUAGAUUGCUA